Molecule: messenger RNA, 2641 nt
Organism: Dendrobium catenatum
Lineage: Eukaryota; Viridiplantae; Streptophyta; Magnoliopsida; Asparagales; Orchidaceae
Product: protein ETHYLENE-INSENSITIVE 3-like 1a
Exons: 2
Coding region: 298-2256 (652 amino acids)
Cellular component (GO): nucleus
Molecular function (GO): DNA-binding transcription factor activity; DNA binding
Source: RefSeq, a predicted model, not a curated record
AACGCUUUUCACUUGCUCUCAAUCUCACAUCAUCUUGUCCAAAAGCCAACGGAAGUCGAAGGCGAGAGAGAGAGAUAGAGAAAUAGAGGCGCGCACUGUAGCCUUUCUCCUGCUGCGAAAGACUCAUCACAAUCAUCAUCUAAACUUCUUCCCUCUUAUCUGCAUCUCUGCCCACUCUGUGCUUUCCAGUGGAGUUCUGAUGGAGUAGGGAGUGUUGAAGAGGCCGUUUUGUUACUCUAUUUUUCAAGCUUAAACCACAAUCUAUAUUUUCUUAAUCUGCUGUUGUGUUUGGACUUCAUGGGUGGGAUCGCUAUUGAAGCAGCCAUGACGUUCUCUGGUGGCUUAGAUUUUGGCCAAUUCAUGUCCAUUGGCCAUGAAAAAAGUAGUGGUUACCUCUCGAUACUGCAAAAGCCUCCUUCUGACCUCAGCCAUCUUCAACACACUGCCUGUGGUGAUUCUUCUGUAAUUGAUGGUGAUCUGGUGGACCCGCCACCGGAAAACUUUCCAGAAUCCUUGCCUGAUGAUGAUGAGAGUGAUGAUGACCUGGAUGUGGAAGAGCUAGAGCGUCGUAUGUGGAGGGAUAGGCUGAGGCUAAAACGUCUAAAAGAACAGCAGCAGAACAAGAACAAGGAGCUUGGCGAUUCCACGAAGCAGCGCCAGUCUCAGGAGCAAGCCAGGAGGAAAAAGAUGUCCCGAGCACAGGAUGGCAUACUCAAAUACAUGCUGAAGAUGAUGGAAGUUUGUAAAGCUCAGGGAUUCGUAUAUGGAAUCAUACCAGAGAAGGGAAAACCUGUGAGCGGUGCUUCCGAUAAUCUGCGUGGCUGGUGGAAGGAGAAGGUAAGGUUCGAUCGUAAUGGGCCUGCAGCAAUUGCCAAAUACCAGGCUGACAAUGGGAUCAGGGGCCUUAACAGUGAGCAAAACUCCAGGCCUGUCAGCCCCUACUCUUUGCAAGAGCUUCAGGACACCACGUUGGGAUCACUCUUAUCUGCUUUGAUGCAACAUUGUGACCCACCUCAACGUCGGUUUCCGUUGGAGAAGGGCAUCUCACCGCCAUGGUGGCCAACAGGAAAUGAGGAGUGGUGGCCUCAGCUGGGUAUUACCAAUGACCAGCUGCCUCCUCCAUAUAAGAAACCUCAUGAUCUCAAGAAGGCUUGGAAGGUUGGAGUACUGACUGCUGUCAUCAAGCACAUGUCUCCAGAUAUUGACAAGAUUCGUAGGCUGGUGCGGCAGUCAAAGUGCCUUCAGGACAAGAUGACUGCCAAGGAGAGUGCAACCUGGCUAGCUGUUGUUAAACAGGAGGAGAUCCUGUUCAGGGAGCUUCAUCCUGAUGCCUGUCUACCGCCAUCUUCAGGAAAUAAUUGCAAUGGAACCAUCUCAUUCAGCAGCAGCAGCAGUGAAUAUGAUGUUGAAGGGGUUGAUGAUGGAAAAAGUGAGGAGGCUGGUAACACAAAUCCAGUACUGGAUGUCAACAAUGUUUUCAACACCAGCACAUCCUCAGGAAAUGACCUCUAUAUGGGGCCACACCAUGCUGUUAAGGAAGAAGGUUACAGGGAGUUUAUCAGAAAACGGUCUGCAAAUUCUGAGCCUGAAAUUAUGUCAAAUCAAGGCAUCAUUAUCCGUAACGAAAAGUCUAAAUUCGCUCGUAGCGAUUAUGAGAUUGGGGUCAUGGAUAGAGGCGUGAGAUCCAACAAUCAACAAUACCUCUCCGGCUACCCAACAAGUCUUCCUAGUUUCUGUGCGACUGGUUUUCAGGUGAAUGAGAGCAAGCCCCAGACCAUCUGUGCUUCACUUGCACAGUCUAAGUUGAAUCAGAGUGUCUUGCAAUCCACAGUUAUCAACACGUCGAGUCCUUUCGACUUAUCGGGCAUAGGCCUUCCGGAUGAUGGACAGAAGUCGAUCAUCGAGCUGAUGAAUCAGUACGAUGGCAAUAUUAACAGCGAGAUAGGCUUGGCCAAUGAGGAGCCGAACCCGGGUUCUAUUCAUGCACCGGCUCAAGCUGGAAGCAACUUCUAUGGCUCGAUGAAUGGAGUUUGUGGCGAUCUCUUCGAAGGAGCAAACAAUUCACAGUUCUUUCCUUUCCAUGAUGAUCUGAUGCAGAUGAACCAGGCUUAUCACCCGGCUCAAUCGAAUAAUAUCAAUAAUGAAUUGAAAUUUGAAUCACCUUUCACCAUGCAAUCAAUGGACUUUGCAGAUUCAUUGCCUAGAGGAAUGGUGCAGUCCCUGCAAAGUCAAAAUGGAUCAGGAUGGUUUUUCUGAAAUAAAUCUUCCGUGCUUAUAACAGGGAAUCCAUUGGGUAAAAUCUUUUUCCAAAACACUUAAGCAGGAUUCAGGUGACCUAUUUCGUCUUCUUUCUUUGGUUUUUCUUUCUCUCUUCAUGUAGCUUUCAGAAUGUGCUUCUGAGAGUCUUUUUAGAUAGUCCAGUGAAGCUAUUCAACCAGGCUUCUAUGUAAGUGUUUAGUUGCAGCUUGUUUUAGUUAUCGAGUCAAUAUCGAUGUCAUUCUCACAUUGUCUUGUUCAUAGAAUCUCUUGUGCUUGGAAGAGGUCUGGUUACCUGAUUAUAUAUCUUGUGCCCUUGCUUUUAAUUGUUUGAACUUAUAUAUAAUUUUUGUUGAUACUUCAUAAAUUAUCCUGUUGUUGUUCA